Molecule: messenger RNA, 1213 nt
Organism: Musa acuminata subsp. malaccensis (wild Malaysian banana)
Lineage: Eukaryota; Viridiplantae; Streptophyta; Magnoliopsida; Zingiberales; Musaceae
Source: RefSeq, a predicted model, not a curated record
CCGACCCGCACAGGCCUCGAUCGAUCCCCGGCCGCCGCCAUCGAUCACCGACCCGCUAUAAGUAUCUCUACGAACCAAAACCUCUUCUCAGAGAGCGAGCGCAACCAUGGAGCGUUCGGCCAUGGAAGGCAUCUCGGAGCGCCUGGCUUCCGUCGACGGCCUCUACUUCCCCGGCGCCAUGCACCGCGAAGCCCCCGACCACGCCCAGCGCAAGUCCGCCCUCCUCGAUCUCCUCUCCCGCGACGCUCCCAUCUUCCUCGAGCGGUACGGCUCCGAGCUUACCUCCGACGAGCUCCGCGAGUUCGAGAAGUUGAAUCAGGACUACGAGGUGGGAUGGCACCUCAACCGGCUCCGCCGCGGCCGGAAUCCCACGGCGGAGGACGACCGGACCAGGUCGGUGACGGUCAAGAAUCGCCGGAGGGCCUAUAUGGAGCGGUUGGUUCAAGACGGGGAGUACUUCUCGGAGGAUGCGAUGAGGGAACGGGAACCCUAUCUCCACCACGAAUACCUGGGCAAGUUCCAGGACCCCGCCGGGAGGAGCCUUUCUAGGCCCGGAGAGCGGUGGUCAGAGACAUUGAUGCGCCGAUGCGAGGAGGCCAUGCUGGUGGAGAAGAUCAGAGGGGAGCAACAGCGCUUGGGGGUUGAUAAGAGGGAGUGGAUUGGUGGUGGUGGAGAGGAGGAGGAGGAGGAGGAGGAGGAGGAGGAAGAGGAAGAGGAAGAGGAAGAGGAGGAGGAGGAAGAAGAUGGUGAUGAUGAUAUGGCUUUAGAGGAACCCAAAGUUGGGGACUCACCAGAGAUGCUUAACCCAGACGCCCAUGACACUUGUGCGAGCGCUGCUGCAGCAGUGCCCUUGGAGCAAACACCGUCCGUGGAAGAGAUGCAAGAUCUACUGGAACAGUUCACUCAUGUAAUGCAGCAGAAGUUUCUGGCGGGAGAGGAUACUGCUUAUAUCGAUUAUUCUCUGAUAGACAAAGACGAGAGAUUGGACGAUCACUGGCUCCGGGAAGCUAAUUACGACGCCGAGGAGAAAUAUUUUGAGGAAGACUAGUGGUUGGUGAUCGGCCAUCCAGUAUCCAUCCAUGAACAGUUAAACACAACAGAUACGCCACUCAUCUCUUUGUCAACUUUUAGAUUGGAGAUCUCUUCUGUAUUCGUCUUUAGGCUCUCUGUUGUAUAUACAAAAGCACCAACCAUAGUUGUUAUUUUUUGUAUA